AUGACCCUGCCACAUAACUUCUUGUCCAGAUUACCCAGGUUCCAGAACACGAGGGUAGGUACGUGUCAUGCUUCAUGCCACCCCCCCCCCCCCCCCCCUCCGCCGCCGUCGACGCCGUCGCCGCAGUCGCCCCGCCCGCCCCCGGAGCCCGACAAGCGGCCCGCCGCCGCGGCGCCCCCCAAGCGCAGCAAGGCGGUGCGGCGGCUGCUGUUCGACGAGGAGCACAGCUCGCCCGUGUCGGGGACCAUCAUCCGGGAGCUGCGCGACGACGAGCCGCCGCUCGCGGUGCGCAAGGGCGACAUCGACCCCGCCUUCAACGUGGUCGAGGUGACGGAGGAGGCCAAGGCGGAGCUGGCCAAGAUCGAGAACCGCAUCGGCGACUACAUCUGCCGCCUGUGCUGCGAGAUGUACGAGGACGCGUUCGGGCUGGCGCAGCACCGCUGCUCGCGCAUCGUGCACGUCGAGUACCGCUGCCCCGAGUGCGACAAGGUGUUCAACUGCCCCGCCAACCUGGCGUCGCACCGCCGCUGGCACCGCCCCCGGCCGCCGCCCGGCCCCGUCGACCUGGCCGUCAAGAAGGACCGCGGGGACGAGGACGGCGAGUUCGCCUGCCCCGCCCCCGGGUGCUUCAAGAGGUUCCGGCGGCAGGCCUACCUGCGCAAGCACCUGGCCACGCACCAGCAGCCGGAGGCGGCGCCCCCGCCGUCGCUGCCGCCGGCCCCGCCCGCCGACUGA
Messenger RNA from Bacillus rossius redtenbacheri, 735 nucleotides. Its product is annotated as insulinoma-associated protein 1-like. Gene Ontology annotation, molecular function: RNA polymerase II cis-regulatory region sequence-specific DNA binding; DNA-binding transcription repressor activity, RNA polymerase II-specific. Gene Ontology annotation, cellular component: transcription repressor complex; nucleus. The record is from RefSeq and is a predicted model, not a curated record. NCBI's taxonomy places the organism in Eukaryota, Metazoa, Arthropoda, Insecta, Phasmatodea, Bacillidae. Gene Ontology annotation, biological process: neuron differentiation; regulation of cell cycle process; negative regulation of transcription by RNA polymerase II. The transcript is spliced from 3 exons. The coding region runs from base 1 to 735 and encodes 244 amino acids.